Neltuma alba is the source of this 981-nucleotide messenger RNA. Its product is annotated as receptor-like protein kinase ANXUR1. The transcript has 2 exons. Gene Ontology annotation, cellular component: plasmodesma; plasma membrane. NCBI's taxonomy places the organism in Eukaryota, Viridiplantae, Streptophyta, Magnoliopsida, Fabales, Fabaceae. The record is from RefSeq and is a predicted model, not a curated record. Gene Ontology annotation, biological process: protein autophosphorylation. Gene Ontology annotation, molecular function: ATP binding; transmembrane receptor protein tyrosine kinase activity. The coding region runs from base 1 to 981 and encodes 326 amino acids.
AUGGGAAUCCUUCUCAACUGCUUCGGAGGCUCUUCUUCAACAUCUAAGAAACAACCUUCCACUUCAGUAGAAUAUCUCUGCCACCGCUUUUCUCUCGCCCAGCUUCGAAAAUCCACCAACGACUUCCACGAAAGCCACUUUCUCGGCCAAGGCCGGCAUGGUCCGGCGUACAAGGGCUCCAUCUCCAUCAACGGCCAACUGAAAGAUAUUGCAGUGAAGCGUCUGGGAACCCGAUCAUCGAUUUCCUCAGACGGUCUCACUCUGUACAAGAACGACGUCGUGUUCAUGUGCCAGCUCCACCACCCGAAUCUGCUGUCUCUGGUUCGAUUCUGCGACGAUAAAAAUGAAAUGAUUGUGGUCUAUGAGCAUGCCCCAAACGGAUCACUGCGGGAUCUACUUGAGAGCAAGCCGCCGACGUUCUGGUGGAAGAAGAGGCUGGAAAUCAGCAUCGGAGUGGCGCGUGGAUUACACUACCUUCACUCCGGAACCAAACGCAUCAUCAUUCAUCGCCAUAUAAUAUCGGCUUGCAUUCUUUUGGGCGAGAACUGGGUUCCCAAACUCUCCUAUUUCGGGUUCUCUCUAAGAGGACCCAAGUUUUCAGCAAAGGAUAUGAAACCCCUCACUCUGGAAUCGGUCAAGGGCCCUAGGGGAUACAUAGCUCCGGAGUGCUUCGGCGGCAGUAACGUCACGUACGAAUGCGACGUUUAUUCAUUCGGAGUAGUUUUGUCAGAACUCAUUUGCGGAAAGACUUUAUCUCAAAUCAGCGAGCUUGAGGGGCGAACAGGAAGAGCUGAGGGAAUUAUUGAUGAGACUUUGGUGGGACAAAUAGCAGCAGAGUGCUCGAAAUUGUAUAUGGACAUUGCAGAGAGUUGCUUGAGUGAGGAUGAUAAUGAGAGGCCCGACAUGGGAGAUGUUGAAGUUCAACUUGAACGGCUAUUACAGCUGCAAGAGGAAGCAGAUUCUACCAAUGCUUCCUUGUGA